ACACAGGUAGCAUUUCUUUAGAUGAUUCAGAGUCUUGACAUGAGGAAGAAGCAGUUCGGAAUAACUGGAAGACCCAGUCUCUUUUUUUUUUUUUGUCUGGCACACAGGAAGCAAGGUGCAGCAUUGACAUCUUUCUUUCCAGAGUGGGCGUGGCUUUGUGGUUCAGGACUUUAACACUGAUUUGUGAUUGGCUGCUUCCCGAGUGGUCACGCUGUGGUCAACCAGUAACCUCAAGCGGUAACUCACUCUGGCUCCGCCCCCUGAAACCCUGCAACAAGUGCAAUAAUGAUGCUCAAUCCUCCGAGAAAGAUCGCUCGUGGAUGCGCGCUGAACGUCUUCUGGGUUAAUGUGGGGAAAAGUAGCAUGAUUCACUGUUUAUCUCGCGCUCCCCUGACUUAUAACGAGUUCUGCCGGUUCGCAGAGGUGAAAUGAGAAACCCGCUGCCGUUGCGCAACUCAAAAGUUUAUCAUUGAGCUAGCUUAAGUUUGCUAGCGCGGUGAGUCUGAGAAGUCAGCCAGCCAUUUGUUGUCGGGAUGUUAGGGGGGGACUAGAGAGUCGAGGCUCCGCUCCUUUUUUUUCUUUUUUCUUUUGGUGCCCGACAUGUUUUCCGAGGGGACAAAAAACGAGGCAGCGAGCCCCCCUGGAAGACGGAGAGCCCUCCAUGAUGGAUAAAAGACCCACACGGCUUCUUUUGAUGUCAGGAGGAAAACAUCUGUCACCAUGAGCAGGGCAGAUCAAACGGAAAGGGUCUUGUCUGACCCUCACCCUGGUCUCCAGAGCUCAAAAGCUGAUCCGCUGAUCCGGAACAGACCACUUAGUGACAUAUAUCCAUUUCAGAACCACGCUGAGAGGGGUUCAGUCCCAUAUCUGCUGCCUGGGUGUGGUGCCCCUGUCCAACCUAUUCCUCACUCAGAUGAGAGCCGACUGAAUGGCGUCAAGUCUUCUGCCUGGUCCAGUUCUGUUUCAGGUCAACAUGAAAGAAAACCUUACUCUUCAAAAAUUAUGAGGCUGUUUUCUAAUUCAAGGAAAGGUCCUGUCCCUCUGCACACUCCUGCUCCUGACAGUCCGUCUGCGGCCCACGGCAGCAGCAGCUCUCAGCCGUGGACCGGACUGUCAGGGUUUGGGGUUGUAGACUCGUUUAAAAAGCUGCGAUCAUCUGUGCUACAAGGAAUUCAGACUAAAGAGGCAGCGAUCUAUAAUGGAGACCACGUCACGUCAACUGACCACAUGACCAAUGGCUCAGAUUUUAGCCAUCCUGACCACGCUGCAAAUUAUUUAAACACUUCAGAAGGAUGCAGUGCGUCUACGGCGGAUGUUCCAAGCCAGAUGUUGGCUGCCGUUCACCAGUACGGCUCAGGCGCGGAGGAUUGUGAUGAGGAAGAGUACGAAUUCGAUGAAUUCUCACGGAACCCGCGAUUCUCAAGGAGUAUCAGAAGAGCGUAUGGAGCGGGACGCAUCUCUAUAUCUGACAAAGUAAAUGUGAGACAAGCAGGAGGGUGUCACCGUGAAGCUGGGGUUACCCCACGGGAACAAAAUCAGACGCCCAAAGCCAAUGCAAGAACAGAGAAUCUGGACGAAAACACAAACGUGAAGGUUUUGAGUAGACUCAGUAAAAGCACAGAGAACAUUAAUUUAUUUAAAGCUCCUUUUAGGCGCAAAGCCCCAUCAUCAGGUCCUGAAGACCCACAGAGAAAUGGUUUGUCCAACGGGACACCAAACAUCCAAAGGACUUCUAGUGCCUCUUCAGUAGAUCUGCGAUCCAGUAUGAGGAACCACAGGAGCGGCCUCUGGAAGACUAAAGGAUCGAUGCUAAAGCUAGUUGGCAGCAUGACUGACCUAACUGCUCGGCGUAAGGGAAGCUCCUCCCCUGGACCUCCAUCUCCCCCUCCCUUGUCACCAUUGAGCCGUCUCCAUGACGACUAUUCUCGCCGUGUACCCUGCCUUAAAACUAAUGAGAGACAGCGCAGGCCUGUGCCUGUCAACGUCCAGAUCGCUUCUGUUGAACAUACUCCUCUGGUUCAUCCCCAACCCGAUAACGACGGAGGAUCUGAGGAGGAUCGCAAUAUUGACCGUGUUUUCUUGGAGCCCUCAGAGACAACGGAGCAGAUCUCAGCUGAUGUGUCUGCUCAACAUGAACGUCUAGCUUUUGGGUCAAUGAGCACUUCUAAAGAAAAGCUCCAGUGCUGUUCUUCGCCACAAAACCAAAGAAAGCCUUCACAACAGCAAGACCAGAACAACAGCAACUUGUUACCAAACCAGUGCAUAUGCCGCGGUCCAGACCCAGACUCAGACAAGCAAGAGGUAGCAUCACAUCUAGAAGGGCGAGAAGCACUUCUUAAGGAGGAGGUGUCUCCAGCAGCAAGCGGCACCGCUCCCGUGUCCCCAACGAGCCUCUCGGAGUCACCGGUGUCGCCCACAUCUUCCGAAGAUGCAGCCUCGCCCUCUGCAGAAACACCUUCCGUCAAACCCCGGAGGAGAAGUGUGCGCCCCAGACCGCGACCCCUAUCCGACUACGCGCAGCUGGUUUCCAGGAAGCAUCCCAUCCCCGAGGAAACGGCGGAGCUAAACCAUGAAGAAAGGACAGCAGAAACUCUGUCACAGAAAGGUUCCAGUGAUUUUGAGAAUGAAAGCAGCCCUAAAAGUUUCAGAAUGAGCGGGGGCGCUCAGAUUCAGCGCCGCAUGUCGGUGGCCGGAGCCGUUGACCUGUUUCCUGCAGACGCACAACUGAAGGAGGAACGCCUCCCCCCUCCUUUGUCGCGCCCACCGAUCCCCUCCCACCAGGUGCCCCCCUACAAAGGAGUGUCUGCCAGGUUCCGUCCCUCUGUUCUCUCCCAGAGCACCCCCAUUGGACUGGACCGCGUGGGGAGGCGCAAGCUCCACAGAGUGCUCAGCGAUGGCAUCUCCGAGUGCUCUGCCACCCUCGAUGACAGCGUGAGUGAGGAGGAGGAGGGCAGCUUCGACGAACUCACUGAUGUCACACCUUACCUCGAGUCGGGGGUGGAGCUGUCUGCGCUCAACGAGUGGAUAAACUGUGGCCACGCCGUGUAUGCGGAGGCUCUCUGGGACCAUGUGACAAUGGAGGAGCAGGAGCUCGCCUUCAAGGCUGGAGACGUUAUCCGGGUCCUGGACGCCUCGCAUAAGGAUUGGUGGUGGGGCAGAGGAGCUGACAGGGAAGCCUGGUUUCCCUCCAGCUUUGUGAGAGUGCGUGUGAACCAGGAGGACUCGGGUGCUGAAAGUGUUGAGAGUGUGGCCGACCAGCAAGAUCCACCGCACAGGGACGCACCCAACAACCAGCACAGGAAGCAGAUGAGAUCCAACGUCGUCCAGGAAAUCAUGAACACUGAACGCAUCUACAUCAAACACCUCAAAGACAUCUGUGAGGGGUACAUCCGUCAGUGCCGGAAACACCCCGACAUGUUCACCGAGCAGCAGCUGAAGAUCAUCUUCAGCAACAUUGAAGACAUUUACCGCUUUCAGAGGCAGUUCCUUCGAGAUCUGGAAAAAAAGUACAACAAAGAGCAACCGCAUCUCAGUGAAAUCGGCUCCUGCUUUCUCCUGCAGGGGGAAGGCUUUUCCAUCUACUCAGAGUACUGUAACACUCACCCGGUCGCCUGUGCGGAGCUGCAGCGCCUCAUGAAGAUGGGGAAAUAUAAGCAUUUCUUUGAGGCCUGUCGCCUCCUCCAACAGAUGAUUGACAUUUCUAUCGCCGGCUUCCUGCUCACGCCAGUCCAGAAGAUCUGUAAAUACCCGCUGCAGCUGGGAGAACUGCUCAAAUAUACACCCAAAGACCACAGUGACCACAGUGGGGUCAGUGAAGCAUAUGAAGCUAUGAAGAACGUGGCCAGUUUGAUCAAUGAGAGGAAGAGGCGGCUGGAGAGCAUCGACACCAUCGCUCAUUGGCAGGUUUCCAUUUUGCACUGGGAGGGGCCGGACGUUCUGGAGCGCAGCUCCGAGCUGAUCCACUCCGGAGAGCUGACUCGAGCGGUCCGGCAGAGCAAGCUGCAGCAGCGGAGUUUCUUCCUGUUCGAUCACCAGCUGAUCUUCUGCAAAAAGGACGUCCUGCGCAGAGAUCUGCUCCACUACCGCGGACGGCUGGAUAUGGACCAGACCGAGGUCUUGGACGUGCCUGAUGGGCGGGACCCAAACCUGGGCCUGAACCUGAGGAACGCCUUUCGCCUGCGCAACACCUCCACUUUAGAGUUAAUGUGUGUGCUGUGCUGCCGAAAAGCCCAGGACAAGCAGAGGUGGCUGCAGGCCUUUUCUAAAGAGAGGCAGAGAGUCAAGGAUGACCAAGAGAUGGGAAUAGAUAUCAGUGAAGAGCAAAGAAAACAGGCCAUCAUUAAUGCCAGAAGACCAAAACAUGGAAAGAUUAAGAACAUUGGUUACUCUGGUUCUGCUGCACUGCUCCAUCAGAACCUCCCUCCGCUUCAGCAGCGCCACAUCACCAUUCCAACCAGCGUGCCUGAGCAGCAGGUCUUCACUCUGGCUGAACCGCCCAAACAAAAGCCCCACCACCUGCUGUACACCUUCACCCGGAAUGCCUUCUUCAGGAAAUGACAUGUCGCUUCAUUUAUUCAUCCUCUCUGCAUGUUCAGAGCUCGCAUUAAACACCUUUUUUGUGUGAAUGAA
This is a messenger RNA of Oryzias melastigma (Indian medaka), 4629 nucleotides long. RefSeq names its product spermatogenesis associated 13 (gene spata13). The transcript has 14 exons. Lineage: Eukaryota; Metazoa; Chordata; Actinopteri; Beloniformes; Adrianichthyidae. Gene Ontology annotation, molecular function: guanyl-nucleotide exchange factor activity; protein binding. Bases 721 to 4557 code for a protein of 1278 amino acids. The record is from RefSeq and is a predicted model, not a curated record. Gene Ontology annotation, cellular component: cytoplasm. Gene Ontology annotation, biological process: lamellipodium assembly; filopodium assembly.